AUGGAAUUCCACAAAAAAGAAAAUCUGGCGCCCGUAAUUAAUGUUCACUUGAACGCAAUUCCUAGCAUCGAUGAGAAUACUUCCAGAAAAAUAACAACGAUUAUUGACGAAACAAAAUCCUGGAAUUUAUCCAGAAAAAGUAUCAUAGAUAAAAAACCACAACGCAAUUCUAGCAAAGACGCAUUAUGCAAUCCGAAAAAUUUAUCGUUGUCUUCAUCACCAGUAUCCAGACGACGACCAAUGUUAGCUUAUCGAAAUUAUCAUCCCACAUUGUGGUCUAUGGGAGCCUUUAAAAUAAAAAAUAUUGAACACAAUUACCGUGUAAAUAAUAUUAAAAUAUUCUCUCGAUCUGAUUUGGUCAACCUUGAUGUUGAAACUGUUGAAACAUCGCAUGGAAUUCAUGAAAUUGUAAACAUUGUGUUCGAUUGCCAAAAUCAAUAUGUGCCAGAACACUUCAAAGAUAAUAAAAAAACAAUCGAAACAAAUCGAUCAAAAAAACAAUUGAAUGAUCAAGCGAAACGAUGUGUGUCAAUAGCACGAGCCGAUGUGAAAAUUCGAUGUUGGUCAGAGCCUCGGCCGCCGGUGUCAAUCGAACCGGAGAAUACUGAUAUACGAGUGGAUGCAUUUGAGAUAGAUGCAGCAUGGGAUGAUGAUCUAAACGGAGCAUCGAAGCGAUCAGAAAGACCAAAAGAUGUAACGAUUGAACCGCCCUCAACGCACUUGGGUGGUGGCACUUUAACGCCUUUAUCCACAUCCACCGAACUAUCAUUUCCAAGUCCAUUUCUGGAGGCAACAAAUAGUUUUCUUAAAAUCAAGCAAAAAAUUUCAUCGCCAUUAUCACCAUUGAAAUCAGCGUUGUCUGAAUGGUGGCUGUCUUCAUCUUCAAGCACUAAAUCAAAGACUGAUGAUCAACAAUACACUUUUCAUAAAAGACCAUUAGAUUUUCCACGUAUCGAUAACGCAGAUGAUAUCACUGCAACGGCUAAUUUACGACCAACACGACCAAAAUCGAUGUUAGAUCAAUAUUUACCGAUAUUACCGGAAACGGAACCACAAUCAAUGUCAUUACAAUCGAUACAAUCAAAACAUGAACGUGACCGUUAUAAGUCACAGUCGUCAACAUCUGACAUCGAUCUACACGACCUGGAUGACGACGACCCAUAUUUUAUUAAAUCAACUGAUAGUAUUUUAGAUACGAAUAAAACCAACGAUUUUUAUGUUAGGAGCUUAUUUGACGAUAAUCUAUCGAAAAUUAAUACACCAGGGCCAUCGAGUAUUCUAGAUUCUACAUCUACAAAAUCUUCGUUGUUAUCGAGUGGUACUGGUUAUCGACCUAUAACCCCCGUACCAAGGGGUAAAACUUGUACUCAUGAAAUUGAUACAGAAGUGACAAAUGACUGUGAUCGUACAUAUUUCUGGCGUAAAACAGUAUUAGCACCAACAAAAUUAACAAUAAACACAGCCGAUUACCAUUUACCUCAGGAAGCUUCCGAAGAAUACUGUUAUGGUGGCUACGAAAAAGUUGAAAUUGGACAAACAUAUUUAGAUCGAUAUUUAAUUAUACGUAAAAUUGGUUGGGGACAUUUUUCUACAGUUUGGUUAAGUGGUGAUAAAUUAUUAAAACGUUUAGUUGCAAUAAAAAUAGUUAAAAGUGGUAAAAUAUUUUCGGAGACCGCACAAGAUGAGAUCUCAUUGUUACGUGACGUAUCGAUUGUCGGUACCGAUAAUAAAAAAUUUGAUUAUUUUGUACGAAUUUACGAUCAAUUUGAGUUUCGUGGCGAUAAUGGCAAACAUAAAGCAAUAGUUUUUGAAUUGUUAGGAUGUAACUUAUAUAAGUUGACAACAUUGACUCUAGGAAUUGGUGUUGAUAUGACUUACGUGAAAAUAAUUACACGUCAAGUGUUGGAAGGCUUAGUGUUUCUACAUGAAGAAUGUGGCAUUAUACAUACCGAUAUUAAACCAGAAAAUAUAUUGAUUGCUGGCAGUCCUGAAUAUCAUCGAAAAGUUGUUUUAAAUGUUGCGAAAUGGUUACAAGUUGAAAUGCCAUGGCCUAAACAAUUUGUAAGCAAUUGGAAUGAAGAUCGAGAUUAUAUUUUAAGUAAAAAAGUUAAGAAUGAUAUUAUAGAAUUCCUAAAAUCAAUACAUAUCUCACGAUGUAGUUGCAAUAACGAUCAAUUUAAUCAUAAUGAUUAUAUUAAAAGACUAAAUGAAAUAUUUAAUUCAAAUACUCAGUUUACCAAAGAUUUUCCACCGGAAAUUAAUGUGUUCCAUGUACCAUCACCGAAAAAUUUACGAAUUAAAAUUGCUGAUUUGGGCAAUGCAUGUUAUGAUCAUACGCAUUUCUGUGAUCAAAUUCAGACGUGUCAGUAUCGGGGUCCAGAAACAAUUUUAGGUGCUAAAUAUACAUACUCAGCUGAUAUAUGGUCGUUAGCGUGCGUCGUAUUCGAAUUAGCAGCUGGUGAUUACUUGUUCGAUCCGCGUGCAAGCUCAAAAGGUGAAUAUUCAUGUGAUGACGAUCAUUUAGCUCAUAUGAUUGAAUUGUUAGGACCCAUGCCUGAUCAUGUAUGGAAAAGUGGAAAAUGGUCUGAUAAAUUUUUUACAAAUGAUGGUAAAUUGAGAAGGAUAUCCGAAUUGAAUCCAUGGUCCAUAGCUCAAGUUUUAGAAGAGAAAUAUGAAUUUAGUGAUCGUGAUGCUGUCGAUUUUGCAGCCUUCUUAAAACCAAUGUUGGAUUUUGAUGCAAAGACGCGGGUUUCAGCACGUGAAUGCUUAAAACAUCCAUGGCUGAAUAUAUGACGACCUUAAACAAUUUUUAAAUUAAUUCAAUUAUUUCAAUUAAUUCGCGAGUUGACAAAUUUUUAUUACUUUUGGAGUAGAAAUAUUAUAGUCUGUGAGUUAGAAACACUUGAUUAUCGUUAGACGCCAAAAAACCUGGCAUCGAUAGAUAGAUAAGACCAGAACCCCACUUUUCCAUAUGAUUUUCAACCCUCCUAGUGAUAUCGAGGGGUGUUUAACCCCUCAUUACAGUUGUGGGAAAAUAUACAGAACCUAAACGAGCUGUCAAAAACUCGAGACGUGGCUUUGUAAAUUAGCCCUCCGAAAUUUUGUCCUCCAAAAGUGAUACAUGGGGUCGCUGCCCUCGUUAAAUUUACAUACUUUUACAGGGAAUACCAGUACCAUUCGGGGAUUGGUUCCAGCAGUUUUAGGUCUUGCAUCUUUUCCGAAAACUUUGAGGGGGGGCUAAAAUCUUCAGUAUCAUUCAGGAGAUUGGUAAUCAUAUGAAAAAGUGUGAUUCUGAUCUGAUCUACAAUUUAUGUCAAUGCCAGGUUUUAGGUAGCUGACGACAUUCAGAUGUUACUAGCUCACGGACUAUUAAUGUAAAAGAUAGAUUAAAAAUUAUUGUGAGAUCUACGGCCUUGAAUCAAUUCAAAUCCUGGACUUAUUCUUCUAAGAACAUUGGGCGAAAUGAUUAGAGAUUCUCAGAUACUGAAAAACGGUUAAUCAUAUUCGUCCAGGAUGUAAUAUUCAGAAAUGGGUCCCUAAUUCAACAUGAAUUUUUAUUCUAGGAAAAUUUUCGAAUUUAAAAUAAAAAAAGUUUUUAAACAAUUAACAAUCAACUUUAAAACAAUCAUUUAACAGACGUUUAAUAUAAUAAGCAUUGCCUCCUACACAAUGGCGUCAUAAAACUGUGAUUUAUAAGGUGAUCCAAAAGUACCAAAACUGACACAUAGAUGGCGACUUUAAUAGUAUUCAUUGACGAUUAGUAAUUCGUAUCAAUCUACAAAAGAUUCGAGUCAAAAGUUGAUGGUAUUUGGAUUAAUUAGUUCUAGAGAUAUUGUACGAUGGUAGAGAUCUAAACAAGUUGUUAGAGAAGGAUAGAGAAGUUCACAAGCGCCAUUCUGGUCAAUUUUAGAACUGUUACUUUCUGUUUUCAGCUGGACACUCUUUUACUCCAUAAUCCCUAUGUAUUAUAAAUGUGAAAGUAAGGAUGUUUGUUUGUUUGUUUAUUACGCCUUCACCCAAAAACUACCAAAUGGAUUUGAAUG
This is a messenger RNA of Chrysoperla carnea, 4043 nucleotides long. Its product is annotated as protein kinase dsk1-like. Gene Ontology annotation, biological process: protein phosphorylation; spliceosomal complex assembly; regulation of mRNA processing. The coding region runs from base 1 to 2793 and encodes 930 amino acids. Gene Ontology annotation, molecular function: ATP binding; protein kinase activity. The record is from RefSeq and is a predicted model, not a curated record. The transcript is spliced from 11 exons. Lineage: Eukaryota; Metazoa; Arthropoda; Insecta; Neuroptera; Chrysopidae.